AUGGAAUCAUUGUUUAACUUACACACCCUAUUGCCGCAAAUGAAGACCAAGUUAAUGUCGGGAACGAAAAGUGCACAGAUAUGGGUUGCGGAGCAAAUGUUAAAGUACUUGCAAGAAACAAUCGAAUCAAAGAAAGAAACCCUUAUAAAGGAAUUCGUUAAAUGUGAUAUAAUCUCUACCAUGUGUGAUACAAUGCAAACGAUUUAUUCUUCAGAUGAAAAUUUCAUAAAAAUCCUUCUCGAGUGUCUUGAUAUUAUGAGUGUUUAUAAAGAGUUCUACAAAAAUCAUACGGCCAUGAGUGCUAUAACAUCAAUGUUAAGAAUUAGUUACUGUGUGUACACACCACUUAAAGACACGAUAUUGCUUGAGCAGAUUGUGCAAGGCGUCUGUAAUAUUCUUGUUAGAUCAUUAAAAUUAGCUAUAGAUUUCGACACUGUCUGUGUUCCACAACAGAUUAUAUUUUUCAUAAAGCACCUGGAUAUUCAAAAUUCGCGCAAUGAUAAAAUGAAAUUUAUAAUUAUCGCGAUAUUAAGUGUUGUUCUGCAACAAGUAAUUAUCGAUGAAAUCGACGAUGUAGAAGUAAUGAUUGACGUCUCUUGCGAAGCAUUAAAAUCAAUGAUAGAAAUUGUCAAGUACGGCGACGAUGAUAACACGAUCUUAGGCGGUACUGUUUUAUUAUGCAGUACUUGUGCCGGUGGUUCUCGGCUUUGUUUUGAACAAAAAAAUCAAAAGUCUGAUAUUGCCCAAAAGAAGAAGAAUUUGUUAAUUUGCAUUUAUGAUACUAUAAUGAAUAUAAUUAUACCAUAUGUCAAAGAUACAGACUUGUCUCGCGUAGAUUCAAACGAGUUUCACAAGAACUUCAUCUUCUGUUUAAACAAUCUGUAUCAAUUAGAAAAGUGUCAUCAUGAUAAUCUGUCGAAUCAUUUGGUUGCUAAUGGUUAUCUGAAAUACUUCUUGCUUUUGACUCUUGAGUUUCCGAAAAAUUUGCAAAGAAACAUUUGCGUAUUACUAUCGCAGAUCUUGAGUAUUCUUAGUAAAAAAGGAUUUUCAAUCAAAGACAAGAAUGAGUUUGCAUAUAGUUUACGCAAAGAUUUUCUUGACUUAAUAUCGAAAGAUUUGACGAAAGAGCAAUGGAACGAUGCUGUAGCAUCGUAUCGUAGAAAUGAUGGAACAGCUUUGCUGAUUUUAUUAUAUUACCAUUUUCUAGGCACUGGAAAAAACGAUAUGAUAUCUUUGGAAUCAUUAAUUGCCAGAAUCAUGCAUUUUUCAAUAGUUAAGCAUGUCUCAAUUUUGGUUUUAAAACCUUUAUGGUUCCUAUUUGCUGUGACAGCUAUGUCUCACCAGACCCUUAAUUCGAUAUGUAAUUAUGAAAAUGCAGUUAUUAAAUUAGCAAAUAUCCUGCAAAAAUUAGAGAUCAGCAAGUUUUAUACCCAUCACAUCGAUCUUUUACAUUAUUGUCUUAAAUGCCCAAACAUUUCGCAGAGUUUAUUGAGUGAAGUUUUAAAUUUAUGGUUGAUAGAAUCUGAUGGUGAUAUCAUGCCAUUAUUAUCAAUCAAUUGUGACAUAGUGGUUCGCCAUUUAUUGGUUGUGAUACGAAAUGGUUAUCCCAAACAUGUUGUUAAUGUAGCUAUGAAAGGACUCCGUCAUCUAAUUCAAAUUGAUAAAAAAGACAAACAUAUUGUAGAACAAAUUGCGGAAACUGUGUGGCAUGUGCUACCCAACAUACUUUCAUCAUAUCAUUCAGAUACUGUUGCACAUAUAGAGGCAGCUUUGGAAUUAGCCAAUAUUACUCAACCAUACAUAAUACCGAUUGAUGUUAUAAUGCGCAGCGCUUAUAAUAUUGUUGAUAUUAUAUUAAAGAAGAAUACAAAUUCAAAAUUUAUGACUUUAGUUAUAACGCAAGCACAUGUUUUGCUGGUUUCCGCUAUAUCACACAAGUCAUUUAAAGUGCUUCAAAUAUAUAUACAAGAAGCGAUGUUAUUAAAAGAAUUGUACGAUUAUGGAUUUUCAGAAGAAAGAUCGGAAUUGUCCAUGAUUACUAUAAAAUUGCUCACGUUUAUUAUUCAUUGCCAAGAAAAAUCAUCGAUAGAGUGCGAACAGCCACUCAAGAUUCACAUAAAAAGUUUAGUUGAUCUCCUAUCAUAUGCGAGAAAAUCGUCAAAUUAUAUAAUAUAUGAAAUGCUAUUUAUAUGCGAACUUUUAAAACAAAAUAUUGAUAAAGCGGCUAUUGUUUUGCAAAAAAUUUCUGAUAAUGAUAUAAAUAUGGUUAUUUAUCUCUACGAACUUUUCCAUAUCAUUCAUGCAAUGAAACAUGAGCCACAACGAAACACGACAUAUCAAAGUUUAGUGGUUUUAUUACAUUUUUGUAAAACUAAAGUAACCACUAAUAAACCGCUACUACCUCAUAUUUGUAACGUAAUGAGUAAUUAUAAUCUCAUUCUUAAUGUCACAAGGAUGCAAUAUGCAUCGUGUCAGUUUGUCGAAUUCGUUACUACAUGGCUUCAUUAUCGCAAAGCAACUUGCAACGAUGUAUUGUGGAAUUCUAGAUCGCUGUGUAAAACACCUUUUGAUCAUGUUUUGGAUCAUCUUAAGGAAUAUUCUGUGAUGUUAUAUAACAAAGGAUUCAAAGAUGCUCAUCAGAGUCUUCAAUGUGUAGUAAGAGGGUUUUAAAACUUCUAAAAUAAACU
This is a messenger RNA of Camponotus floridanus (Florida carpenter ant), 2687 nucleotides long. RefSeq lists its product as uncharacterized. The coding region runs from base 1 to 2670 and encodes 889 amino acids. The transcript is spliced from 14 exons. Lineage: Eukaryota; Metazoa; Arthropoda; Insecta; Hymenoptera; Formicidae. The record is from RefSeq and is a predicted model, not a curated record.